AUGAAGUCCAGCUUCACUCUCGCCCUGGCGGCGCUUACUUCUAUCGCUUCUGCUCUUCCUGCUGCGCCCAAGUUUCGCAGACAGAACACGACUUCCGAUGGCCCAGUCGGUUACGCCUCCCUGAACGGAGGCACGACUGGUGGUGCCGCAGGCGCAUCGACUACCGUCUCUUCCCUCGCUGGCCUCACCGCUGCCGCUGAGGCCGACGGUGCUGCUGUCAUCUAUGUCAAGGGCAUCAUCAGCGGCGCUGCCAAGAUACGUGUCGCUAGCGACAAGUCCAUCCUCGGCGUCGAUUCCAGCUCAGGGCUUGAGGGUGUCGCUCUGUACAUCAAGGAUGUUUCCAACGUCAUCGUUCGCAACCUUGCCAUCAGCAAGGUCCUGGCCGAAACUGGUGAUGCUAUUGGCAUCCAGAAGAGCACCAACGUCUGGAUCGAUCAUGUGGACUUGAGCUCCGACAUGGACCAUGGCAAGGACUACUACGACGGCCUGCUUGAUGUUACCCACGCCGCCGACUACGUCACGCUUUCGAAUAUCUACUUCCACGACCACUACAAGGUCUCUCUCGUCGGCCACAGCGACAGCAACGCUGAUGAGGACACUGGCCACUUGACCGUCACCUACGCCAACAACUACUGGUCAAACGUCAACAGCCGUCUCCCAUCCGUCCGAUUCGGUACUGCCCACAUCUUCAACAACUACUUCGACGGCGGCGACACUGGUGUCAACACCCGCAUGGGCGCUCAGGUCCUCGUUGAGAGUACCGUUUUCGAAGGCGUCAAGUACCCCAUCACCAGCAAGGACAGCGAUGAGACUGGCUCCGCCAUUGCCAACGACAUUGUUUGGGGUGCGGGCGAACAGACUGCUCCAGAGGGCACUCUCACCAGCGUUCCGUACGAGUACACUCUGCUGGGCAGCGGCAAUGUUAAGGCUGCUGUUGUUGGCACUGCUGGCAACACCCUUACUCUCGGCUAA
This is a messenger RNA of Zasmidium cellare ATCC 36951, 972 nucleotides long. Its product is annotated as polysaccharide lyase family 1 protein. The transcript has 4 exons. NCBI's taxonomy places the organism in Eukaryota, Fungi, Ascomycota, Dothideomycetes, Mycosphaerellales, Mycosphaerellaceae. Gene Ontology annotation, molecular function: pectate lyase activity. The coding region runs from base 1 to 972 and encodes 323 amino acids. The record is from RefSeq and is a predicted model, not a curated record.